GAUAGUUUACAUUAGAGAGUGUGCCUCGUACCAAAAUUAACCGCAGGCAGAGGAAGGAGGGGGUCAGCCAGGAGAAGACUCUUUGGCAGUGGUUUCAACAGGUCUGGGCUGCCUGAACAGACGACACUCUGUGCUUUUGGAUAAGAAAAACUCAAUUGAUUUAUUGUUAUCAGAACCGUGACCACAGACAGCCUGGAUCUCAUUCCUCUUCAAGGACAUAGCCUUGAAACGGGCCGGAGUACAGGGCCUGUGUGAGCGACCCGCAUGGAUCCAUGCUCUCGGCUUCUGAUCCACUGCUGGAGAUGUAUUCACUGACGAGAAUUAGUCCUCAACUCAUGCUGCAAUGGGAGACUGGGGUUUACUGGGAAAGCUGCUGGAGAGUGCCCAGGAGCACUCCACUGUGGUCGGCAAAGUGUGGCUGACCGUCCUCUUCAUCUUCCGCAUCCUGGUGCUGGGCACAGCUGCUGAGAAGGUCUGGGGAGAUGAGCAAUCAGGUUUCACCUGCGAUACCAAACAACCCGGUUGCCAGAAUGUCUGCUACGACAAGACGUUCCCCAUCUCCCACAUCCGCUUCUGGGUUCUUCAGAUCAUAUUCGUCUCCACCCCCACACUUAUCUACCUGGGCCACAUUCUGCACUUGGUUCGGAUGGAAGAGAAACACAAAGAAAGGCAAAAAGAGAAGGAACUUUCCCAGCAGGGUGAUAACCAGCCCCUUAUUGGUGAAGCCAAAGCAAAGAAGCCUUCAGUGCGGGAUGAGCAAGGCCACAUCCGUCUUCAAGGAGACAUCCUGCGCACGUACGUCUUCAACAUCAUCUUUAAGACACUGUUUGAGGUAGGCUUUAUAGUUGCACAGUACUUCCUGUACGGAUUUGAACUCAAACCGCUCUACAUGUGCGACCGGCCGCCGUGCCCCAAUCCUGUGAACUGCUACAUCUCCAGACCCACAGAGAAGACCAUUUUCAUCAUCUUUAUGCUAGCAGUAGCAUGCUUCUCGCUUCUUCUUAACCUGGUGGAAAUGUAUUACUUGGGUUUCACCAAGUGCCGCCAAAGCUUCAGACACAGAAAAGAGAAGCUGCCGUCUGAGGUAUCAUCCAACGCUCCCAGCGAAGUAACCAACCAAUUUGUUCCCACUUACAACUAUUUCCAUGGCCACCAGCCCCCAUAUCCCUCUGCUCCCGGAUACAGUUCACAAACUGGUGAUCCUGAAUCGUUUCUUCCAUAUAACAGCAAAGCAGUUUGUAAGCAGAACAAAGACAACUUUGCUGUAGAGAGGAAUGGUAAACCAGAGGAACUCAACUUAAAAUUAAAGAAAGCCUCAGGUCCAGCUCCUGGGUCACCAGGAGAUCAGCAGAGGAGGCCUAAUCGAACUGGUAAGUUCAGCAAUAAGAGCAGGCUAGACGAUCUGAAGAUUUGAUAUUGAAGAUGUUUUCUUUUUUAUACCUAUGGCUUGGCAUUUUUUUAUGUUUUCAAAUUGGAACGUUAGAAAGUCCAGGUUUAAUAAUUUAAUGUAACCAGUUGUAUGUAGUCUAUUUCCCCAAUGCUGUCAGAAUACAAUUUGUAUUACGUUGAACUGUAGGAUGCCAUAAACACUUAUUUUCAUUCAAAUGUCCAGUAGAAAUUGUAUUUAUUACUAUUUUUAUGCCAUAAUUUUAAAUAAAGUACAAUGCAAUGGAAACAGA
This is a messenger RNA of Astyanax mexicanus (Mexican tetra), 1679 nucleotides long. RefSeq names its product gap junction alpha-3 protein. The transcript has 2 exons. The record is from RefSeq and is a predicted model, not a curated record. The coding region runs from base 344 to 1414 and encodes 356 amino acids. Gene Ontology annotation, biological process: cell communication. Gene Ontology annotation, cellular component: connexin complex. Lineage: Eukaryota; Metazoa; Chordata; Actinopteri; Characiformes; Acestrorhamphidae.